This is a messenger RNA of Aspergillus fijiensis CBS 313.89, 1830 nucleotides long. RefSeq names its product amino acid transporter. Gene Ontology annotation, molecular function: transmembrane transporter activity. Gene Ontology annotation, cellular component: membrane. The transcript has 4 exons. The record is from RefSeq and is a predicted model, not a curated record. Bases 105 to 1706 code for a protein of 533 amino acids. Gene Ontology annotation, biological process: amino acid transport; transmembrane transport. NCBI's taxonomy places the organism in Eukaryota, Fungi, Ascomycota, Eurotiomycetes, Eurotiales, Aspergillaceae.
UCCUUCUUCUUUUGCAGCUUUUUUCUUUUCUUCUUCCUUUGAUCGAUCCUCUUUCCAGCCUUACGGAUAAGAUAAGAUCUUCCCAUGCUUCGCACAUAAACAGCAUGGAGCAGCAGCAGCAGCAGCAGCACGAGGCCAAGCAUUAUGCCGGCGAUCCCGCGGCGAUUGAGUUGCAUUCCCCCUCCGACGGUCGUCGUUCGUCUGUCUCGGCCCCGAUCAAUGCUUCCGGCCACAAGCAGGAGCUGGAUCGGAAUUUUGGCUUCAUCAAUAUCUGUGGUCUGGCUUUGACCAGUGGAAAUACCUGGAUCGCCCUGGGUGGAAGUAUUGUCACAGCUAUCUAUGAUGGCGGCCCGCCCGGUGUCAUCUAUGAGAUGAUCGCUGCCUCCUUCUUUUACUGGUUCAUCGCCGCCUCCCUAGCCGAGCUGGCCUCGUCCAUGCCAUCCUCCGGUGGAGUCUACCACUGGGCAACCAUCACCGCUGGUAGAUACGGACGUCCGGUCGGCUUUUUCGCCGGAUGGUGGAACUUCCUGGCCUGGAUCUUCGGCGCCGCAUCUACGACGCAGAUUCUAGGCACACAGGUGGUGUCGGCCUACGCGCUCUUCCACCCCGAGUACACCAUCCAGCGUUGGCACGUUUUCAUCGCCUACCUGAUUUGCUCGAUCGGCUGCUGUCUGACCGUCGCCUUUGCCAACCGGGCGCUUCCCAUGAUCGAAUCCGUCGGUGGGGCAUUGACGGUGGCUGGCUUCCUGAUCACGGUGAUUGUGUGCGCGGUGAUGCCGCACGUCAACGGCCAACCCUACGCGACCGACGACUUCGUCUGGAGAGACUGGCUCAAUGAAGCCGGCUACAGCAGCAACGGUUUCGUGUUCUGUUUGGGAAUGUUGAACGGAGCGUUUGCCGUCGGCACGCCGGACGUGAUCUCGCACCUGGCGGAAGAGGUCCCGCAACCGGGCAAGAACAUCCCCAUCGGCAUGCUGGCACAGUACGUCAUGGGCUUCUUCACGGCGUUUCUCUAUCUCAUCGUCAUCUUCUACGGGAUCACGGACCUGGACGCCGUCCUCGACGCCCCCUACCUCUACCCCUUGACCGAGAUCUACGUCCAGAUCACCGGCUCCCGCGGCGGCUCCCUGGGUCUGAUCAUUGUCUCGCUCCUCCCCUUGGUCGUGGCCAUCAUUGGCUGCUACCUCACCUCCAGCCGUGUCCUGUGGACGCUCGCCCGCGACGGCGCCACCCCCUUCAGCGGCUACCUCCGCCGCGUCGAUCCGACGCACAAGAACCCCCUCGCCGCCGUGCUCGUCAGCGGCGUCAUCCCCCUCGUCCUGGGUUGUAUCUACGUCGGCAACUCCACCGCCUUCAGCGCGUUCGUCAGCUCGUUCGUCGUCCUCACCACCAUCUCCUACCUCGCGGCCAUCCUGCCGCACCUCCUGCGCGGGCGUCAGGGCAUCCCCCGCGGGUGGUUCUGGAUGUCCGGCCCCGUGGGCUUCAUCGUGAACGGUGUCACGUGCGCCUUCAUCAUCGUGUUCAUCGUGAUCUUCUGUUUCCCGUUCUCGAUGCCCGUGGAUGCCGAGACGAUGAACUACACGUGUCUGAUCACGGGCGGGUUCACGAUCCUGAUUGCGGGCAUCUGGGUGGCGAAGAAGGGGGAUUACCAGGGUCCCACGGUGGUGGCGAUCGAGAGUGAGGCUUUGGCUAAGGAUGCUAUCUAGUUUGACUUUUUUAGAUGGUAAUCGGCAGGAGCAGAGCAAUGAUGUGAUUGUAUAGUAUAUUUUAAUUUUCUGAUGAAGGGGGAUUUUCUAGAUCUAGAGGUAAUCUAAAAGUCGUCGAUUCUGU